AUGAGCUUCCCCCGGACUGUCAGAUUCCCAUUUCUCGACUUCUCCACACUUUCCUCCAAGUAUCUACAUCCAAUAACGAAGAUGGCGAGAAUGGUAUUUGAGCUUUCCACCAUCUAUCUCAUUUAUGGAAGUAAUCAACUGCUACCGCUCCUCUCCGCCCCUCCACAACCUCACAGCUACAGGCACAUCAACACUCAUACUCAGAUCCAAGCAUGGCAAUGGGUAUCUCUGAUUGAACCCGCUGGCAAGGACCGAGAAAUCUCCCGGCUAAAAGAGAUUUACUCCCCUACAGGGGACUAUCACAAGAACGUUAGGCAGAAAGAAUGCAUGACACUUCAGGCAUUAGUUGCUCGGAUCUUCAAGUUUCUAGCGGGAUGGAAGCCGGUGAAGAAGCUGGAUGUCUCAAACAUGAAAUAA
Molecule: messenger RNA, 417 nt
Organism: Histoplasma capsulatum G186AR
Lineage: Eukaryota; Fungi; Ascomycota; Eurotiomycetes; Onygenales; Ajellomycetaceae
Exons: 2
Coding region: 1-417 (138 amino acids)
Source: RefSeq, a predicted model, not a curated record